Messenger RNA from Cuscuta epithymum, 4716 nucleotides. The record is from the annotation of a GenBank genome assembly. Lineage: Eukaryota; Viridiplantae; Streptophyta; Magnoliopsida; Solanales; Convolvulaceae.
GAAAUUGCUUCCAACCAACCUGGAGGUGUGGCGAAGGUUGUAUUGAAGAAGGGAAAGACCCAACUUUUCGGUAGGGGCGGAAGCUCAAUGGUUUACAGCGGAGCUGUUGACAGAAUUAUUGGUCGACCGCCGCCCAAGACGGGAGAUGUCGUCCUCGUGGCUGAUGGAACCCAGAAACCAAUUGGUUGGGGCUUUUACAACUCUGUCUCCAUGUUUUGUGUUCGCCUCAUGCAGCUAGAGGAUGAAGCCUCAAGAGAACUCUCCUGUGCACUAAACGUUGAGGAACUGCUAGAAACCAGAAUUUUUGCUGCUGCUCAGCUGCGCAACACUUUAGGCCUGCCUUCUCUCAAAACAAAUGCAUACCGUCUCAUCAAUAGUGAAGGGGAUAGACUGUCAGGUCUAAUUGUUGAUAUCUUUGGAGAUAUAGCUGUUGUUGCUUCAUCAGCUGCUUGGGUGGAGAAGUACCGGCCGCUGGUAGAGUCCUGCAUCAGUCGGAUCAACGAAGUUAAACACAUAAGCUGGAGACCAUCGGUUGAAAUCCUCAAGGAAGAAGGCCUGGAUUAUUCUAGUUCAACUGUUGUAGAUCUUGUACGUCCUCCUCCGGAAAGGGUAAAAGUCAUGGAAAAUGGCAUUUCCUAUAUGGUAUCAAUGGAUGGCCAAAAGACGGGCUUUUAUGCUGAUCAGCGUGAUAACCGUUGGUUCAUUUCUACCAUUUCUGAAGGUCGUAGGGUUCUUGACAUUUGCUGCUACACUGGAGGUUUUGCUCUUAAUGCCGCGUUUGGGGGUGCAUCAGAUGUCACUGCUACUUGUUCGCAUUUUCCAAGGUGUUGAUUCGUCAUUGCCUGCACUGGAAGUCGCCAAAGAGAACAUUGAUUUGAAUAUGAUGGCUUCUAGAAGGAUUUCAUUUGUGAGACAAGAUGCAAGCGAGUUUAUGAAGGAUGCACUUUCUAAACAUGAAAAAUGGGACAUAGUCGUUUUGGACCCUCCUAAAUUAGCACCUAGGAAAAAGGUUCUAAAAAGUGCAUCUGGAAUGUAUAGCAAUCUCAACUCACUUGCUAUGUUGUUAACAAAGAGAGGAGGUCUACUCAUGACUUGCUCCUGCUCUGGAGCAAUGACACAAAGUGGCAUGUUCCUAGAGAUUCUUCAGGGCGCUGCAGCAAAGGUUGGGAAGAAAAUCACAGUGGUGCGCAAGGCAGGAGCAGCGUGUGAUCAUCCUCUGGAUCCCGCAUAUCCGGAAGGAGAAUAUCUUACCAAUAUCUUGCUUAGGGUCGUAUAGGUUUCACUGCCCCGUUAUUUACUAUCAGUCUAUCAUAGAGAAUACUGAACCUCAUUUCAGCGCACAACAUAUUUCGUUUCAAUCUCUCUACAGUGUUGAGAAUCAACAAAAACGAAAUAUGACAUUUCAACAACAAACAGAGUCAGUAUUUCCAUGGCUUCUAGUUCACUAACAAAUUUAGUGUUUCCACCCAGCCAGCUAGUGGUAGAAAGCACAGGUCUCUUCUUUCCAUUGGAACGGUAAGGACAUGUUUACUUCAAGAGUAGUAAACGGUGUUUAUUAAGAUAUGUGUUUGUAAACGGAGCAUAAAAUAAGGAAAGCUAUAAGCAUAUGUUUACUAGAUAUGGUUUAAAAUACCGUUUAUCAUUAAAAUGUUCAAAAUAAUCAUAUAAAUUACGGACUCGCACACAUUCAUAUAUACACAGGUAUAUAUAAUAUAAUAAAAUAUAAUGCAAUAUAAUUUAAUGUAAUGUUUUUUUCCAAAGAAAUAACAUAAAUUUAUUGAAAAAUACGCCAAUGAAAUCCAACCGAAUAAGAAGUCCCUCUUGUCGAAGAUAGAAACCAACUGCCAAGGUCUUCAAUAAUACCAAGAUACUAGUUGAAAUCACCCAUCCACAAACAAAAAUAGUCAUAACCAAACAUCCCUAUGAAGAAACAAUCGCAAAAUUCUGAGGUAAAUCUAACCCUUGAUCUUGUUUUUUUAGCUUGAAGUGGGGCGCUUCAUCUAAGAUGAAGUCGAGUAGCAGUUUUGUAGUUAGGUCACUUAUCCGAGAAAGCGGCUCCUGAUCUGAAUCACAUCUCAAAGACUCCUCAUCCGAAACAUCAUCAAUAUCAAAUUGAGAACUACACUUAAUUGUUUUUUGCUGACUUUACUCAGGGAAUGAGGCUUGAAUCAAUGUUACUAGCAUGACUUUCUCCCCAUUACGCUUAUCUUUCCUUGUAGGCCUGUGACUUGGAACCGUAAAACCGGGAAAACCGAUCCGAACUGAACCGAAUUUUCCGGUUCGGUUCCUAUAAUUUUGGACUUCAUCUUUUUUCGGUUCGGUUCCUAUAGUAUUUGUUCGGUUCGGUUCCUAGGCAGGAACCGAACUUCGUACACAUUGCUCGAGUAAUUUCAUUUGAGGUGCUUCUUGGUGGAAUUUUUUGAUGAAAUUUUGUGAGCUUGUUUUUCAUGAAAUAUAGAUUAUGUACACCAAAUUUGAGCAUAAAAUUGAAUCGGUAAGUUAGUUAAAUAAAUUAUUGAAAAACACUACGCUAAAAUAUAUAUAAAACGCAAUGUUUUCCAAUAUUUUAUUUAACUCACUUCCCGAUUGACUUUUAAGCUGAAAUUUGGUGGAUAUUAUCUACACUUAAUGUAGAACAUGCUCACAAAAUCUCAUCAAAAAAUUCUAGCUGGAAGCACCUCAAAUGGAUGUGGUCAGACGGCGUUCCGAGCAAAAAACUCUUGUCAGGAAUAUUUGUCUUGCAUAAUAUACCUUACAUAUUGUGGAACAGACAAAUCUGAGUAGUUAUUUUCUACUUUAGUCCAAUUUUAUAUUUAUUGCUUUUUUUAAAUUGUAUUUGUUAUUUGAGUUUAUCUAAAAAGUGAAUUAAUAUUCUGUUGAUUACGUUGUUAUUUGUUCAUAGUAAAUUACUAAUAUUACCGGUCAAUUGAUUACUACAUACUUUUUACUUAUGGGGCAUUACUAGUAGAAAAUUUUAUUUUGAGGUUGAUCUACCUAUUAUUGAAUGUGUAUCUUGGUGCUAUUAAACUUUUUUGCUUGACAGUUGAUGCCUAUUUUAUAAUAGCUCAUAAUAUAGGGACAUCUUUGUAAUUAUUUGACUCUUGGUUUAUUAUAAAUACAUCUCUAGCACACCCUAAUAGGGUGAGCAAUGGGUGAGCAAUUAUUCCACAAUUACUAUUGCAUAUGGUAUCAGAGCCUAGGUUAACCUAGAGCUUCCGCAUCGUCAAUUUUUUUAAACUUGACUAUUAUUACUAUUACUAUUGCAUAUUUUAAACUUUACUAUUACUAUUGCAUAUUUUAAACUUUUAUGUUUUUGCUAUGUUUAAAUUUAAUGUUUGCACUUGGAUAUUUUUGUGAUAUUUGAACAUUGGAAUAUCAUGUAUAUAUUGAUGUAAUGGUCAUAAUUUCAUGGUUUGAAAUUUGAUUUUUUUUUUGUAACUGAAGGUAAAAAUGUGUUCAUUUUAGGAGGAUAAUAAAUUUUUACAAGGAACCGAAAAAAAGUAAGAACCGGACCGAAUUUAACUAGAACCAAACCGAAUUUAACAACUAAAUUUUUAAAUAGAACCGAACUGAAUUUAACGCCUACAAUUUUAAAACGGUUCCAUCGUUUUUUAACAAGAACCAAACCGAUCCCAGGAGGACAAUAUCCCUAUUAGCGUUUUCAGUCUCAGACUCUCAGGAGGAGAUAUAAAAUCAAUAGUAGAAGAAAGAUAAUCAUUUAGCAAUAAGUCCUCUUGAAAGAGUUAAGAAGAGAUAGACUCCACAGUCUCACAAACCUCGAUUGUUGAGUUAGAACAAACAGCUCCUUGAUCCCCUAAAACAUUCUUCAAUGUUCUGUUUCCACCUCUUUUAAAAGAUCAAAUUGACUUAAUAAAGUAGAGCUAAAGAGGCCAAAACCUAGUGGUUUCCUACUUUGUGGUAUUAUAAAAGUAGAAAUACCCCCAUUAUCAAUCAUCACCAGACGAAUAAAUCCACAUACAUAUUUUCCUCGAAAUAAAGAGUUAAUUUUCUAGAUGUUCUGAACCUAGUAAUUUUCCUCAAAUCAUUCCCCGAUUGCAGACGACAUAAAGCAUCAUAAAACCAGUUAAGACCAUCAUUAUCAAGAAGAAUAGAUACGUUAUGACCCUCUUUGAUUUGACUGGUUUUUAGCAUCAUAGAUUUAAUUUCAAUUUUUUUUUUUACUUUGAAUGUGAAUUCAUUUCUGUUGACCUGAGCCAGUAGAACCCCGUCCAACCAUCUCUCUAACCUGAUUGGUGUCUUCCUUAACAAAUUUCAGCGUAUCGCAAUUGAGAAUUGGGGAUGAACUCUUGCAACAAUCCCACUUCUCAGAGUUACGCCAUAAUGAAUCCUCUCUGCAAAACUUGCAGAUUUUCAAGGCCGCAGCAUCCAUCUAUUUCUCCUACAAGGAGCAAUCCUCAAAGCCUUGGACGCCUGGAAUGAAUAUCGAUGCCUAUCUUAAAAUAUGCUUGGCCACUUAGCGCUGAUCUGGAUACCCUUGAAACGAAAUCAGAUACUAGCUCGACCUGUGUAACCAUUUUGGCUCUGCAUCGAAGCCCCCGGUGCUCUGCAUCAAGAAGAGACUCGCCUGGUUGCCGGAAUAGUUACAUCUCUCUGCUCGACAUCGUAAUUUAAUGUAAUGUAAUGUAACAUAAAAUAAUAUAGUAGAAUGUAAUGUAAUACUCCCUCCGGUUUUUAAUAAACUUUACACUUUCCUUU